Molecule: messenger RNA, 3996 nt
Organism: Mercenaria mercenaria
Lineage: Eukaryota; Metazoa; Mollusca; Bivalvia; Venerida; Veneridae
Product: short stature homeobox protein 2-like
Exons: 4
Coding region: 413-1231 (272 amino acids)
Biological process (GO): regulation of transcription by RNA polymerase II
Cellular component (GO): nucleus
Molecular function (GO): DNA-binding transcription factor activity, RNA polymerase II-specific; sequence-specific double-stranded DNA binding
Source: RefSeq, a predicted model, not a curated record
UCAAGAGGUAGUGAUGAAUUUUCUUUAUCAAAUUAAUUAAUGAAUGAUAUUAAUGGCGAAGAUUAAAGAGUGAAAGGCGAAAAGUGAGAUGUUUAUAGAGGUUUGAACAAGUCGUUAUAUCGAAAAGAUGUGAAAGUGCUUAGCGCUUCAUCAACGUUACACGCGUCUCGGUCUUUAAUAAAUAAUACGGGACUGGUAAACAUUAUUUGAACUAUAUUUUGGUUUAACAUAUUAGCCGAAGUAUAUUGGGAUAUAGCAGCAUAUUAAAAAUAUAUUCCUAUUAUGCCAUGCAUAUAAACGAAAUAUUUUAUUCGUAACCAAAUAUAAGUAAUAAUAGAUGGAAUAUUUAUUUUGCUAUAUAAAUGGUUCAUGAUUAUUAAAACUUAGGGAACAGUUUAGUUUUAGAGAAAUAAUGGAAGGACUGGCAGAAUUUGUCUCAAAAAGUUUUGAAGAAAAAUCGAAAGGGAUACUUGAAACGCAAGAAAAGACGUUAAAGAAUGUGGAAACGCAUGUUGUGUCACGCGAAUCAAGUCCCGUUCAGGUUUGUGACGAAGCAGAUGAAAACGUCCCAAAAGAUUUAUCACUGGUGAAAAUUGACGUCUGCUCAAGUCGACCAGAAACUCCAUUGAAUGAACACCAAGAGAGCGAUUCUGCCGAUGAUUUAAAAGACCGCUGUUCAGACAAUGAAAAUGACGAUCAGCCUAAGCUGAAACAGAGGCGCAGUCGAACAAACUUUACCUUGGAACAGCUGAACGAGCUGGAGAGGCUUUUUGAUGAAACACAUUACCCAGAUGCCUUUAUGAGAGAGGAACUAAGUCAAAGGCUUGGUCUUUCUGAGGCUCGUGUUCAGGUAUGGUUCCAAAAUCGAAGAGCAAAAUGUCGUAAACAAGAAAGUCAAAUGCAGAAAGCGGGUAUUAUGCUGACAUCGCCUGGAACAGUUGCUCCUCUAGACGCCUGUCGUGUCAAUCCGUUUGUAAACAUACCCUCAGUCAGAGAACCACUGGACCGAUUGCACUUCCCGCCAUUUCUGCCGUAUUUUCCUCUUCCAUCGGCGUCGGGGCUGGCUCCACCACUUCACCCUAUGUUGUUAUAUCACCACCACUAUGCCGCGGCACUGAACUACGCGGCUCUACCCGACAGCGGAUUCAAGGCUUCAAAGACGACAAGCAUUGCUGACUUGAGAUUGAAAGCUCGACAGCAUUUAGCCUCACUUGGACUUCAGAAUGUGUGAAUCUUUUAAUAUUUAUUGGUUGUUUUUAUCUUGUGAUCAUAUAUACACGAUUUGUUUUUAACGUUUUAUACAUACAAAAUAGAGAUACAUUUGUACAACAUAUAUGUAGGCGUGUAAAAUAAUUUGAAGUUCUGUAAUAUAACAGAAACACGAAAUAAACACACUGAAUAAGAAAGUAAAACUAGUUGAGACGACCAUAAACAAGGGCUCAACUGAACAAAUUUUGUUACGAACAAAGCGAUGCUAUUAAAACUAAAGCAUGCGGCAACAUGUGAAAUGUAUAUGCAUUCCUUUGCUGGAUGUAGUUAUAAAUAUAACUUUAUUGCUUAUCCCUUAAAUUUAAAUACUAAAAAUGCUUUUAAAUAACAAAGUUAAUACAGUCGAAACUCGGUAUCUCAAACUCGCUUACCUCCAAAUUCCGUUUAAGUCGAAGAAAUUUCCAAGUCCCGUCAAAUUUCCUUCUUUAUAUAUGUAAUUCAACUCCGGAUACGUCAAAAUUUGACUUACUGAGACUCCGGAUGUGUCGAAAUGGAUUUUCAGUCCCGUCAGUGAAAUUCAAGUGUAUUGUAAACUCGGUAUGUCGAAGUGAAAAAAGUAUGCGAUAAAAUUUCACACAUGUCAUUGUGAAUGUGUUUGGUUUUUAACACAUGUACAUGUUUAUUGCCUGACCAGAAAGCCGUGAUGCCGACAUAUAAAAGGUGCGGCGAAUAUCAAUGUGAGAUGAGGUCAUACCUGUUUGCACGUGCCAUAAUGAUAAUUGUUUGAUAUAAACAUUAGAUUUCUUGAAUCAGUUGUCAUUUGUUUUUGAAAGUUAUGAAAAUUGCUUUAAAUUUAAACUAAUGAAUUAAUUAGUUUGAACAGUUUGGAUCUUUAAUAAGGAUUAAUUAGAGGUAAACGCGAUGAAACUGUAUAAAAAAUAACUUCUUUUGAGAAAGCAUCAUUUGUUCAAAAUGUCAGAUCAAAAUGCUAUCAAUCCUCCGGGAGAGCAAUGUGGUACAAAAAGGAAACUUGACUCAAAAACAUUUCAGGUUAGUAUCAUUUUUAUUCUUCGAAAACCUGAGAACUUUGAUAAACACACACUGUAAGGAAUCGUGUACGCGUAAAGUACUGACAGCUUAUACACGGCUACAACUUUGUUUCAUCAUUUCGUCUUUACAAGUCGCUCUUCAUAACUCGAAUUUCGGUUAUCUCGAAAUAAAAAGCACGGUCCCUUGAAAUUCGAGAUACCGAGUUUCGACUGUAUAUAAUUAGACCAGAAAGUGGCCUCAUUUUUAAAAAUGAAGAACUUUAGACUUCCAGCACUUAAUCGCCUAUAACAUGUACUCAAUUUACGCAUUAAGAUAUUUGCUGUUGAUGCCACACACAAACUUAGUUUUUCUGACGAACUAUAUUUUGGUACCAAACCGAUAGUUUUCGUAUUAUCUGUAUGGAUCAUACAAAGACAUGCCAUAUAACUCGCUUAUAUAUACGGAGAUUUUUGUUGUUAAUUUAAGGAUCAAUUAAAAGUGUAUUCUUUCGUUGACAGACAUGCCUAUAUUAUUAUUAUAAGAUAUAUUGGCUCAGUUAUAUGUUAUAUCUGUGUAAUUGAAUGAUUGUUGGAUUUUGUUCUGUUUUUGCACUAAUCCGUUGUGACAUGGAAAACCACAAAAACUGGAACAAUUUAAUUACGAUAGGACCACCGAAUUUCCGUAAACCAGUUGAAUAGUGUUCCCACACGAAGGAUUCAACGCCACAAAUGAGGUUUCGAGCCAAAAUGAAGAAGGGCAAGUGCUCUGAACUCAGUCAUGCAGACCUCUGCAACGGAUGACAAUAGCAUUUCCAGAAUUAUAUAUAUAUAUAAAUGGCGAUAUUGAUUAUUUAUUUAUUUAUACAUUAUUAUUAUUAUUAUUAUUAUACCAGAUUUAUAUAGCGCCCUUUUCAUGAUAAACACGUUCAAAGGCGCUUUACAUAAAGCAAACGCAGCCACACAUCCUCUACUAGUACAGACACAGAGCGAUCUGACCAGAGGGACAGUGAUAAAACCCCCAGAACAGACAGAGAGAAUUUUUCAGAUACAGACGUGUUCGACUAACUUAGCCUAGCUCUUUUCGAAUAGUCUGGUUCUUUUACGUGCCCGGUGUAUAGCACCGGUACACGCGAAGUCGUCUUUCCUGGGAAGAACCAGUACAGGCCUCUAAGUUAGGUGGGAGACACUCAAGAAUUUCCAGUGCUUGGACCGGGAUUCGAACCCCGGACCUCUGGAUUGACAGUCAAGCGUGUUACCACUAGACCACCGGCCACAUUGAAUUAGACGGUAUACAUGUUUAAUUCCUGUUAAUGGUAAAUUUUGGAAUCAGUGUUAAAACGUAUUAAAUUGCUUCUAAAUAUAAUUAUACCUUAUUCUACAUAUAAAAUAAACUUCAUAACUGAAUUGAAAAGUUUUUUUUUCUUAAUUUCAUAUUUUGUUAAUCCCUUAAGAGCUAUUAUAACAAAUAUUGUGCUUUUGACUUGAAAAAAAUGUUUGUCAAAUUAAGCUUUACGAUUAUAAAAUGAUGUUGAUGGUUUUGCAAUACCCACAGCUUUUAAUGACAUUAGAGUAAUGCUAAGAAUAUUUAAUUUUUAAAAUGACGUUUCAUAUUAUCUUUCCGAGUUGACUUUUAUGUGUGUAUCUUUUGAAAUUACAUAUUCUAAAACAAUUUUAAUUACAUCCGAUUUAAUCAUUUAAAACUCUUCAAACUGACGCAUCAACAUUAAUAUCCAUCAAACGGUGAAAACGAAAUGGCUAA